CAAAAGCUAAAAGGCUUGAAAUGUGCUUCAGAAAGUUACACAAUCAGAACUUUGUUUUAUGUGACCAUAUAGCUUCAUUUUUACAAAUGAAGUCUAAUUAGUGAUCUUGUCUACAAAAAUAAGAUUUUGUUUUUCUGUGUCUUCUUCCUCCGGCAACCACAUUAUUUUGACUGUGUUGGUUCGGCGUCAAUUAUAGACCUCUGCAAUGAGUGACUUUUCUUCGAAAUUUGCUCAGCUAAGCGUGCGGUCGGAGAAAAGUAGUCAUAAUGACUUGUCUAACAUUCAACGUGCUAAUGGGGACGAAGACAAGGGUUCUAAGGGAAAUCCAUGGAAACCAAGUAAGUCAGUUACAACGUUUAUGUGCUGUUCCCCAGUAGUCCCUAGUUCCGAAAACAAUUCUCUGGAAGCAGACGCUUGGCCUGAACCAUCGGCACCUACCGAACAAAGACGUAUUGCUCGCAUUGCAGAGGAAAAACCCAAAAGAAAAUUAAAAUGGCAUAGUUACGAGGUCGAUGACACCACAUGUGGUUUCCCUCGAGGUCGUGGCCGCUCCACUGUUGGACCAUUUGCCGGGGCUAACUAUACCAGCAAUAACGUCAGGUCGUUCCGCAGGGGUUAUGGGGGUUACCGUAGUCGCAUAUUACCUGAUACAAACAGAGGUCGGAACAGCAAUGGGUUCUAUCGUCAUCCUGGGCGCUUAGCAAGUAUACGACCAGUUAAUGAGCCUAAGGAAAACACAAAUGAAUCCACCCAAAAGAACAGUCCGGUCCAAACAAGUGAUACAUCUGGGGACCCAGUUGAUGCUCAUUUAAGCACAGAAGUAUCAUCUCACGACGAAAAGGUUUCGGAUCGCAGUUUACAUCCAUCAGAAUCAGUCGAGCUAUCAAGUCAGCAAACAGAAACAGAAUUGCAAAAUAAACCGAGUUCAGUUUCUGUGCCUGGCCCUAUUCCUCGCAAGGCUUACCGCGAGAGAUCAAAUGUUUCUUCUCAGUCUGGUAGUCAGUCAACUAACAUCCCAUCUAAUUACGACGCAGGUCCCAUUGGUCGUGCAAGGCGAUCUUAUCAACGUCAGCAUCAACCAAUGUUCCCUAAUGAAACUGAUAAUCACAGUUUAAAUUCACACCCUACUUUGGUUGCUAACUCAUCAAUCCAACCUCUUAUCCCCUUUCAAACAGUACCUCAAAUUGCGUAUAUCAUCCCAGGGGCACCUGCAACAAUGCUGGCUCCUGCCCUGCAGCUUACGCAAACACCUGCUUCACACGCAAUCAUUCCAGCGGUGUCCCUAGCAAACACCCAAAUACUACCUACUCAGCCGACAAUACAACACCCCAUUGCAGCUUUGCCACAUCUUCCGGUCGAUAGUCUUCCCAUACCUAUUCUUCCUGAUGUAUCAGCUGUUCAGUCUAUACAUCCUAGUUUCAACCCACAAUCAUCCAUGACUUCUACCAGUACGGAACAACCAACUGAUACUAGUGAAGUGGUUGACGUAACUCAAGUGAUCGCAUACAUUAAUGAAGUAGGAUGGAAAAAAGUAGUUUUUCCCACAAGCCUUCGAGAGCACCGAGCGGUUGCUGCUGCUAUAAAGGAUGCCCUAGGGUCAUCAAAUCACGACUUGGCAGAUCUUACUGAAACGGCAGUUAACAAAAACGAUUUGUCUAAUUCAUCCUCUACUCAAUCUCGUAGUGAUGAUGCACCUGCAAGGCCAAUAAAAGCUGACGAUGUUAUCAUAGUUGAGGAUCGCGUAUUUUUUGUCCCGAGAAACGCGAAUCGAACGAAGUUUUUAAAGUUUCGAUCAAAGCUGGAUUAUAUCAAGCAUCAUGUCGAGUACUACUUCAGUGAAAGCAAUUUGCUACGUGAUUCUCACUUGUAUACAAUAUUAACUGCCAAUCAAGAUGUCUGCCCCAUAUCUGAGCUGUUACAGUUCAAUAGGCUCCGCUGGGUAUCCACUACUGAAUCAGAAUUACUAGAUGCCGUCUCCAGCAGCAAUGUUUUGUUGGUUGUGUUUUCAGAUGGCUCACCAGCUGGAAUUACUCGAGUUUGUCCAACAUUGGUAAAGCAUUUAAAUGAAGGUUGUUCUCCGUCCGUCGAGUUUGGCUAUGUACGUCCUGUCAAUCAGGGUGUAAGCUUGACAACUUCGACUUCCGAUCAAAACGCAAUCGUUGUACAAGUAUCAACAGCUUCCAGUCAGUCUCUUACACAUCCCAAUGUUGAUCCAUUAAAUCAAAACAUCUCAAUCCUGAAUCCAGUCUCAGCUCAUUCAUUUGGAAGUCAGGUUCCCGCAAACAGCACCAAUGCACCUUUCCCUGUGACUUCACAGGUUUUGGGUGUUUCGGGUCAGUCUAUGAGCUCUAUUCCGCAUAACUCACUUCCAAACUAUAUCCAAUCCUCAGCUCAUAUCUUGACUCCAAAUAAUUUUGGAAUUUUGACAAACACUUCACCAGGAAAUAUAAUAUAUUCUAGUUCUUCACCUUCACAACAACAUUCUACAGUAACGGCUCCGUUUUACCAAUCUGACCUCGGUCCACAGUCCACAAUCAGACCAGCACAAGCUUUCCAUUGCCCACAAAUUUACACCCAGCACCAGGCUGCCGCAUUUAUGGCUGCAGCCGCUAAUCAGUGUAGUUUAUUGGCGUCAGGUCCUAAUACCCCAGUAUUGCCUCCUUCAGACCCAAAUACUGCCUCCUUCAUUUCCGCAUUAUACCGUCUUGCCACUCCAGGUAGUCCGGCUCCUAUUGUUGGGACAUAUGUACCAUCUGUUGGUAAUCCCAACAACAUGUCUGCUGCUGCUGCUCCUAAUUCGGCUGUGUUUCUCCAGUUUAUUCCAGGAGCUCAUCCCGGUCAAACCAACGCUUAUUUCACACCUUCUAUCAGUUGUCCGCCGGGCACAAACUCACUUUUGAGCCGUUCCGUCCCUGCACAUGCAAGCGGAAUGUGGAUACCUCUUAACCAAGGUUCUGGCGCAAACGGCGGUAUUGUUUCGACUCAUCCUUACCAACCGUAUGUGGCGCUCACGCAAGCUCAUCCAAACCUAUCCCUUCCCAAUAAUCCAAGUGGUAACGGAGGUUUGUAUGCAGUUACAUCUUCUCACUCGUUUCCAACAGCCUUCGGUACCGUCCCGUUAACUAUUGGUCCUGAUGUCUCUGGCUUUGGCGUCCAGAAAGUAUUUAGUCAUGCUCAUUCAUUAAGCAGUCCUCAUACUUACACAAAUCACCAGUCACCUGUUACUUCAAAUCCAAAUGUGACAGCGAUAAAUACGCCAACCGGACAUGCUUCUCAAAUCAGUGUAAAUCAUAGUUCAGUUCCGGGUUCACAACCAUCAAACAGUAACUUGGCUUUGGGUAAACGAAUGCCUACAAACAACACUCAAACAUGAAUUUCAGUCUUUUUAAACAAUCCUGUCACAUCCCUUGUUAUGUACAGUGUACAGUUCCCCUUGCUCACAGAUUCUCUAUAACAUUUUAGCCCUUACUAGCUAGCGACAUUUCUAAAAUUCCAGACAGUUAUCUAUCAUCUUUUUGCUGAAACCUAUUGCACAGCUCUAGCAGUUGUCGUCUAGUCACUAGUUCCUGCAUAUGCGUUAUCUCUGUAUUCCCAGUUCGUGCCUUGUUUGAUUUAUAACAUUUCGAAUUAUUUUUGUAAUUAAAAGUAUUUAUGCGUAUUUGCUCUCCAGAAGGCAUAUAUAGCUGACAUUGGAUGAGUUUUUACAGUUUGCUGCCUGUGAUAUGAAUCAUUUAGGGUUUUAUGACUUUGUUUCAGGCUGUGCCUGCCACACUCAUUUAUUUGUAGGUGUAUAUCAUUCACAAUCAAAAUUGGUCUGUUUUUUUUAAAAUUAAAUUUAGUGCUCAUGAUCAUUAUUAAUUAUACCUACCCGAGAUAUUAAUCCACAAAAAUAAGAAAACGUGUGCUUUUAGAUUCCAUGUGUGUGUGUUCAUACAUAACAUAACCCAAGUGCACUUGCUCUGUCUUCCAACAUAGUGAGUGGAGUGGUGGAGUGUUGUAAAAGUCCCAAGUUUAUAAUAAAUUAGGUUUCCUCAUUCAUUUCUCUCACUUCCUUAUGUAUGUGAGCUAGUAUAUUAUUUAUUGGAUUGUAGUUGUUUAUCAAUCACUAGUAAUUCUUGUUCAUUCCAUGAAUUUUGUCCAUUGUAAAUAGUCUCCCCCCUUCAUCAUUUAUCUCUCUCUUGUGUUUGGAUGAUCUUUUGUGUUUAUCUUAUUGGUGGUUUUUGGUAUGUAACAACAACAACAACAACACCUUGUCGAAACAAAUUAUUAUUAUUAGCGUUUCUUACUUACUUACUUACUAUCUUCAAGCUUUCUUUUCUCAUAUUCUUCAGAUUCUCUACAAAAAAUAAAUGUAUCCAAAAAGUAA
This is a messenger RNA of Schistosoma turkestanicum, 4366 nucleotides long. The record is from the annotation of a GenBank genome assembly. NCBI's taxonomy places the organism in Eukaryota, Metazoa, Platyhelminthes, Trematoda, Strigeidida, Schistosomatidae.